CACAGGCGGAGUGUAUGUGCUGGAUAUGGACAGCGUGCUGCCAAGCGAUGCAACAGCCGUGAACAGAAAUCUGAGCCAGAUCGAGGUCGUCAUUCCCGAGCCUGUCCACCUGCCGGACGUCGAAGACAUCAGGUUUCUCGCUCUCUCGUGCGACGAGCUGACGCUUGCGGUCGGCACCGCCGCCGAGGUGGUUCUGGUCGACAUGCGAGUGCUUGCGCGGGCGGCACCAGGCUCGACUGUUGGCGUGGUUGGGCGAGUCGCGGUGGGGGCGGCGGUGGUGGAGAUGGAGUGGAACACAGGCAAGUUUCCGGACCUGCUGGCAGUGGUCUCGGCCGACGAGCAGCUGGUGCUUGUGCGCGCCGACGGCGAGCUGGCUGGCUCGGGCAGUGUGGCUGGCGUGCUGAGCGUGAGCUGGUCGCCCAAGGGCUCUAAGCUGGCCUGUGGACUGAGCAACGGAAGUAUUACCACCCACUCGGUGCCUGCGCUCACUGUGUCGGGCGCAGGCAUACCGGCACCACCGGCAAGCGAGGCUGAUCUGGCCGGCUGCGUACCGGUCUCGCUCUCGUGGAUCCACAACACGCAGUGGGCGGUGUGGUACGGUGCGGCCGAGGCACCGCACCAUGGCGGCGGGAUGGCUGUUGUCUCACGACACGGCGGCGAAGCCAGCUUCAUGGAGCUCGAUGUGGCACCGACGCGGCCGAGCGAGAAGCGUGGCGUGCGGGCACAGUUUGAGCUUCUGCGGCCGUGGCUGCUGAUGGCGGUGGCCACUUCAGCCAGUAAGGACAUCGACCUGGCUCAGCAGGACUCUGCUGACGAGCCGUGGAAGCUACUGCUGCUUAAUGAGGGUGCCGAGGCCGCAAUUCCACUGUCGUUGAAGAACAGGAAGGAAACCUACAACCUCGGCACCGCAUGGUACACCUCGCCCAAGGUCUACCAUGCAAAGUGCCCGACCGACUACACCGAGCUCCCGCCACCGCUGCCUGUUCUUCUCACACUCACCACCGACGGCGCGAUGGUUGUCCACGGCCUCCACGCAGCGCGCCCCGAGGAGCUCGAACGGGUCGCCGAGGUCAUGACUGUCAGGCAGUCUCUGCCUGACGCGCCUCAGGCUGAAGCUAGCCCUGGCGAUGGCCCAAUCAUUCUCGGUGGCCCGCCCGCGGCAGCGUCGCCCGAGCCUGCGGCAGAGGCUGGUGACGGCCCGAUCAUUCUCGGUGGUCCACCCGCGGCGGCAUCACCCGAGCCUGCGGCAGAGGCUGGUGACGGCCCGAUCAUUCUCGGUGGUCCACCCGCGGCGGCAUCGCCCGAGCCUGCGGCAGAGGCUGGUGACGGCCCGAUCAUUCUCGGUGCCCCCCCGCCGUCGUCUGACAUCAAGCCAUCAACCGGUUUUAAGACCGGUGGCUUCAACCUCGGCGGCAACAAGGGCAAGUCACCGACGACUGGCGGGUUCAACCUCGGCGGCAACAAGGCCAAGACACCGACGACUGGCGGGUUCAACCUCGGCGGCAACAAGGCCAAGACACCGACGGCUGGCGGGUUCAACCUAGGUGGUAACAAGGCCAAGACACCGACAGCUGGCGGGUUCAACCUCGGCGGCAACAAGGCCAAGACACCGACGGCUGGCGGGUUCAACCUAGGUGGUAACAAGGCCAAGGCAGCGACAGCUGGCGGGUUCAACCUCGGCGGCGACAAGGCCAAGGCAGCGACAGCUGGCGGGUUCAACCUCGGCGGCAACAAGGCCAAGACACCGGCGGCUGGCGGGUUCAAACUCGGCGGUGACAAGAGCGCAGAUUCGCAGAAGAGCGAUGCUGCGGACGCACCAGCCGCCAGUGCAGCGGACGCCUCGGCUGACACGGAAGCGGCGCCUAGUCCGGCAGGGUCAGGUUCGGCACCGGUUGUUGAGCUGACACCGACGGCUGGCGGGUUCAACCUAGGUGGUAACAAGGCCAAGGCAGCGACAGCUGGCGGGUUCAACCUCGGCGGCGACAAGGCCAAGGCAGCGACAGCUGGCGGGUUCAACCUCGGCGGCAACAAGGCCAAGACACCGGCGGCUGGCGGGUUCAAACUCGGCGGUGACAAGAGCGCAGAUUCGCAGAAGAGCGAUGCUGCGGACGCACCAGCCGCCAGUGCAGCGGACGCCUCGGCUGACACGGAAGCGGCGCCUAGUCCGGCAGGGUCAGGUUCGGCACCGGUUGUUGAGCUGGUGGACAUGCCCGCAGUGACUGCACCGAUGAAGCCCAUCAAGAUCUCGUCGGUCUUUACCAAGGGCUUUUCGAUGAAGGGCACGCGUGAUGGGGCUGGAGCAUCGAACUCUUCCGCGGCGGCAGCGCCAAAGGUGGCAAGUGCGGCGCGCGCGGAACACCACCCGCUGGAGCAGCAGUACCACGACGAGUUUGCACACAUGCGGUCGGCACUGAACGAGGUCGCACAGUUGCGCGCUGCGUCGGGGGCGCUCAUCAAGGAGGUGGCCGCGGGAGGCGCGGAUCAGUUUUCGGCGCGUCGCAUGGAGUCGACGGCGUCGAUGGCAGCGGCACUGGCGGCCAAGAUGGAAGCGCUCAAGCGCGAGGCCGUGGAUCAGGAGCACAAGCUCAGUGCGCUGGGACAAGAGCUGGUUACCGAGUGCGCACAGGCGAAGGACGGCCACACGCUUCUGUCCAAGCGGGCGGAUCCGCACUACCAACAGCUGCUCAGCGCCCGUGCGCUGGAUCCCGAGUCACAGCAACAUGCGCGCAAGCUGCAGGCAAGCGUGCAGGAGGUCGAGCGGUCGCUCUCAGUUCUUGAGGGCCACAUCUCGCGGAUGCUGGCGUCACAGGACCGCGGCGUCCACGCACAGCGCGCGCGGCCGUCGCUCUCGGCAAUUUACGGCUCGAUUGCCGCGCAGGUCCGAGCUGCGCAGGUUCACAAGGCCGAUCUGGACCAGAUGGAGGCCCGCAUCGAUGCACUGCUGCGGCAUGUGGGCAAGUCGCCGGUGUGUGGUCGCUCGCGGCCUCCACGCUCACUCUCGCCCGGCAGGCCCAUGCCAAGCGAUGCGCGGGUGCUCUCGACUUCUGUGCGGAUGCGGACGCCGGGCCUCGGGGCGUCGGAGAUGAAACGGCGGAUGGGCGAGAUUGCACACGCGGUGCAGAGCUCAGGUACAGUGGUACCGGUCCGGCGUGCCCGUACCGAAGCGUCCACCGACGUCGAUGCCUCUCUUGUGGCAACCAUUGCCGACCUGCGGGUCCGUGCAACCGAGAUGAAUCUCCCGACCGGUUCCCACGGUGUGCGGGCAGCAGACGCCAUUGCUCGUCAGAGGAGCAAGGCGCCCGCGCAGGCCGCAGCUGCGGUGGCGCCCGCUGGCAGCAUCAAGCUUAGCGCGCCCAAGCCGCUGAGCAUGGCCGACGUCGGGCUGUCGGCAGCUGCUGCCGAAGGCCUUCCGGCCGCGGGCACGCCCAAGGCCGCGAUGAAGUCCAAGUUCAACAAGUCGGGCCUUGUCACCCCCGCCACCACCGGGCUGGGCAAGGUUGAGCCGGUUGCCAAGGCUGCUGCUGGCGCGAGCUCUGGAAACGCGUUCAAGGUCAACAAGCCGACUCUGGCUACCGGCGCCGCCAAGCCCGCAGGCCUCAAGACCGCUUCUACUGCAGCGGCGAAACCGGCGGCCGCGGCGGGUGGUUUCAAGGCCGGCGGUUUCAAGGCCGGCGGAGCCAAGACAAGUGGCGGUGCGACUGCUGCCGGGGGUAAGCUUGCGUCUGCGACGGGCGGAUUCAAGGCUGGCGGGGCCAAGACUGGCGGGUUCAAGGCCGGCGGGUUCAAGGCUGGUGGUGCCAAGGCUGGCGGCGCUGCUGCUGCUGCUGCCACCGCCGACAAGCCGGCGUCUGCGACGGGCGGGUUCAAGGCCGGCGGGUUUAAGGCCGGUGGGUUCAAGGCUGGCGGAGCAAAGACUAGUGGCGGCGCGGCCGCUACCGCUGACAAGCCAGCAUCUGCGACGGGCGGGUUCAAGGCCGGCGGGUUUAAGGCCGGUGGGUUCAAGGCUGGCGGAGCAAAGACAAGUGGCGGCGCGGCCGCUACCGCUGACAAGCCAGCAUCUGCGACGGGCGGGUUCAAGGCCGGCGGGUUUAAGGCCGGCGGGUUCAAGGCUGGUGGAGCCAAGACAAGUGGCGGCGCGGCCGCUACCGCUGACAAACCAGCAUCUGCGACGGGCGGGUUCAAGGCCGGCGGGUUUAAGGCUGGCGGGUUCAAGGCCGGCGGGUUCAAGGCUGGCGGUGCCAAGGCAAGCGGCGCUGCUGCUGCUGCCACCGACAAUCCGGCGUCUGCAACGAGCGGGUUUAAGGCCGGUGGAUUCAAGGCCGGCGGAUUCAAGGCCGGUGGAAGCGGCAAGCCAGCCUCAUUUGCGCUCAAGACCAAGUUUGGGUCGACAAGUGCGGGGGCUGUACCGCCAACCCCGUCGGGAUUGUCGAACGCCUCGCCGUUUGGAGGCGAUGAUGACGACGAUGACGACGACGAUGACGACGACUUUGACGAUGACUUUGAUGACGAUGAUGAUGUGUCUGACUCGGGCGAGGCCCUCACCCGCGCUUAUCAGUCGCACUCACGCCUUGUUGCGUCUGUCUCGGACAACGACUCGUCGGGCUCGGGUGGCCGCCCGGCAGUGUUCCGCGGUGGCGUCACGCCGACGCCAUCGCCUCCCGAGUCUGGCUCCGACGCCGACUACUCGGGCUCGGAUGGGCGGCCGGCCGUUUUCCGCGGCGGCGUUUCGCCAAGCCCUUCGGGAUCUGCUAGCGAUGGUGACGACAAUGACGACGCCACCUCGUCGUCGAGUGGCGUUGCUGCCACUCUCUCGUCGCUCAACAAGGGUGGGUUCAAUUCUGGUGGCUUCAAAUCCGGCGGGUUCAAGUCUGGCGGAUUCAAGGCCGGCACGGCAUCUGGUGGCGCUGGCGCGGCUGCCGGCGGGUUCAAGUCCGGCGGAUUCAAGUCCGGCGGGUUCAAGUCCGGCGGAUUCAAGGCCGGCACGGCAUCUGGUGGCACUGGCGCGGCUGCCGGCGGGUUCAAGUCUGGCGGGUUCAAGUCCGGCGGGUUCAAGGCUGGCACGGCAUCUGGUGGCGCUGGCGCGGCUGCCGGCGGGUUCAAGUCUGGCGGGUUCAAGUCCGGCGGGUUCAAGUCCGGCGGGUUCAAGUCUGGCGGAACGUCUUCAGCAUCGACCGGUGGCGGUUUCGGCAAGUUCUCUUCCGGUGGCUCGGCUGCCGGUGGCGGCGGUGCUGGCGGCGGUGUCGGAUUCGCCAAGUUUGGUGGAGGCGGCAGCAGUGCAGGUAAGACUUCGUUUGGAUCAGCCGCGUCUGGCGGCAGUAACAGCGGCGGGUUCAAGACCGGUGGCUUUAAGUCUGGCGGGUUCAAGCCCGGAAGCGGCGCCGCGUGGCAGCCGCGAUGAAUAAACAUCCUGUACGUAUCCG
Molecule: messenger RNA, 5420 nt
Organism: Thecamonas trahens ATCC 50062
Lineage: Eukaryota; Apusomonadida; Apusomonadidae
Exons: 2
Coding region: 26-5398 (1790 amino acids)
Molecular function (GO): protein binding
Source: RefSeq, a predicted model, not a curated record